AUGGGCUCCGAUGGGACGAACGGCCCUCCGUCUAACUCGCUACGCAUAUUGGUCGCCUUUGAAAUACCUGCUUCCAAAUAUAACAAAGGGCCAUACUGGGAGCACGAGUACCUAAUCCUCAAGUGUGUGCCAGCAGAAGCUUCCCGUAUAUACGAGCUUGAGGAUUUCGAAAGAGUAUGGUCAAUAAUGAACAGGUUCUCCGCGCCUUCCUCUUCUGUGGUUCAGCUCCCCAUGCCGCAGGUCCCCAUGCUAGAACUUCCUGUGUAUCCAUUUUCGAGGCCUUCAAAGGAGCCGGCUGAACAUAAUGAUCCCAGCGAGCUGAAGAAGCGACUCUUACCACGAGAUCUCGCUUCUAUGUCUCAAGUGGCCUCCUUUGGACCGAACUAG
Messenger RNA from Letharia lupina, 387 nucleotides. RefSeq lists its product as uncharacterized. The record is from RefSeq and is a predicted model, not a curated record. The transcript is spliced from 2 exons. NCBI's taxonomy places the organism in Eukaryota, Fungi, Ascomycota, Lecanoromycetes, Lecanorales, Parmeliaceae. Bases 1 to 387 code for a protein of 128 amino acids.